Molecule: messenger RNA, 1517 nt
Organism: Nycticebus coucang (slow loris)
Lineage: Eukaryota; Metazoa; Chordata; Mammalia; Primates; Lorisidae
Gene: SLC33A2
Product: major facilitator superfamily domain containing 3
Exons: 5
Coding region: 247-1485 (412 amino acids)
Biological process (GO): transmembrane transport
Cellular component (GO): membrane
Molecular function (GO): acetyl-CoA transmembrane transporter activity
Source: RefSeq, a predicted model, not a curated record
CCCGCAGCCUCCCAGAGCUUGCUGGGAGUUGCGGGCCGCUGGGUGUGGAACGGCUACCGCCUGGGGGGCAGAUCGCUCGUCACCCACUUUGGACCCGGCUUCUGUUCUUGGGUGUCGACACCCAAGCUCUGCCCCACCUGGGCUCUGCCCCUGAGCUAUGCCGGAGUGUGACUUCUGACUUCAUGCUGUUGGGACCUUACCCUAUCCGACGCCGCCCGGAGCGGAUCUCGGGGCCUCGGAGCCGGCAUGCGCGGGAAGCUGCUGCCUCUGUUCAGCCUGUACCUGGUGCAGGGCUUGCCCUAUGGACUCCAGUCCGGGCUGCUGCCCACACUGCUGCGGGCACGCGGGCUCUCCCUGACGCGGGUGGGACUGGCCAAGGCACUGUAUGCCCCAUGGCUGUUCAAGCUGGCGUGGGCCCCACUGGUGGGAGCGCGGGGUUCCGCGCGGGCCUGGCUGGCGCGCAGCACGGCAGCCCUGGGCCUGGUGUGCGGGCUAUUAGCCGCACUGCCUCCCUCUGAAAGCGGCCAGGCCGGGUUGCCCGCCGCUGCGGUGGGGCUGCUGUUCUUGCUGAACCUUUGUGCGGCUGUGCAGGACGUGGCUCUGGACACGCUGGCCGUGCAGCUGCUAGAACCCGCCGAGCUGGGGCCUGGCAGCACCAUGCAGGUUGUGGCUUAUAAGCUGGGGGCAGCACUGGCAGGGGGCGGGCUGCUGGCCCUCCUGCCCACUCUCUCGUGGCCAGGGCUCUUUCUGCUCCUAGCUGCCGCCUACUGGCUGGCUGCAGCCUUGGCCUGGACUGCGCGGGUCCUGGGCCAGCUUCCAGGUCCUGGGCCCUCAGAGUACCCCUAUUACACCCUGCGUCUUCUGCAGGAUAUGGUGACCGUGCCAGGGACCCUGUGGACAGCAGGCUUCGUGCUCACCUACAAGUUAGGUGAGCAGGGUGCCAGCAGCCUGUUUCCUCUCCUCCUGCUGGACCAUGGUGCUUCUGCUGCCGAGCUGGGGCUGUGGAAUGGCGUGGGUGCUGUGGCCUGCUCCAUUGCUGGCUCUUUCCUGGCUGGUGUCCUGCUGACCAGGCACUGGAAGCCAUUACCCUUGCUGGGGUCAGUGCUGCGGCUCUGCCUUGGAGCCCUGGCCUGCCAGACUGCCCUACUCUUCCACCUGGACACCCCAGGGGCCAGCUUGUGCUGUAGCACUGCUUUGAGAGGAGCAGCCUUGCUGAGCCUGUGCCUACAACACUUCCUGGGGGGCCUGGUCACCACGACCACUUUCACUGUGAUGAUGCACUGCAGCCAGCUGGCACCCAGUGCCCUGCAGGCCACACACUACAGCCUCUUGGCCACGCUGGAGCUGCUGGGGAAGCUGCUGUUGGGCACUGUGGCUGGAGCCCUGGUUGACACCCUGGGGCUACGUCCUUGCUUCUUCCUCCUCCUCACUCUCUCAACCCUGCCCAUCCUGGGCCUGGGCCUGGCACCCAGCACCCUGGCCUGAGGGUGGUCAAUAAAACCGAGUGUCCCUGUGGC